This is a messenger RNA of Engraulis encrasicolus (European anchovy), 2088 nucleotides long. It is a transcript of the gene ccdc125, whose product is annotated as coiled-coil domain containing 125. Bases 454 to 1932 code for a protein of 492 amino acids. The record is from RefSeq and is a predicted model, not a curated record. Gene Ontology annotation, biological process: negative regulation of cell motility; negative regulation of Rho protein signal transduction. Lineage: Eukaryota; Metazoa; Chordata; Actinopteri; Clupeiformes; Engraulidae. The transcript has 12 exons. Gene Ontology annotation, cellular component: cytoplasm.
AGCCGCACAUCCUGUUCGCCAGUGGAGCUGUCGCCGCGGAAGGAAGACAAUCCCCCGAAUCUAACUUUUUAGCCCCUCUGGUAUGGACUAACGUCAACCGUCAAGAAAUGUUUACUUUUGCCACUCUCGCGAUUGUAAUGACGGCAGGUAAAGGCGCGCGCAAUGACGAGUCGUAGUACUAGAAACAGGAAAAGAGCUGACCCUGUCGCACAUCGCGGAUGAAGGAGAGAACGACGGCACCUGCGGCAAGGGUUUUGGAGUUUGCGGCAACACUCAUCGGAGUGGCCAGGGCAGGGAUGGAAAGAUAAAGACCGUAGUCCAACUGUAGCUUUUGUCUUUUUGUCUGACUAUUGUGCUCUGAGCAAGAUGACUCCUCCCCACGCUUGAGGAGAGAGUGGCUCCAAGCCCAAGAUCCUAAAACAACAAGUAGCUCAUGUGUCCAUCAUCUCUGGGAUGCCAGUGAGCAAAGACCAGGCAGCCUGCGCCACUGCAAGCACAAGCGAAGAGGAUGACAUGACAGAAGGAGAUCUGGGCGAUGGAACAAAAACAAAACCCAAGGAGCUGAACCACGAGAUGAAGCACCAAGCUCGGAGCAGGAGCCAGGGGGACUUCCAGGAGCUGCUUUCUCCAACUUCUCCAACUGUGCAGUCUCCUAAGAGGCACAGUGUUGGAGGAGGUGCAGGCAAGGAGAACUUCUCCUUUGGGACAUCCAGUGAGGUGUGCAGUACUUCAAGACAAGAGUUGUAUGGAGGACAGCUCUCCUGCAAGGAGAGGGGAUUGGAAAGCUAUGAGGAGCUGCAGAGGAAUCUACAGGAGGUCACAGAGGAGGUGGAGCUGUUGCGCUCAGAACUGGAGGUGACACACCGUCGCCUGGAAGGGAAGCACGAAGCUUUGAAAAUUCUCCAGGGGCAUGCAAUCUUGGACAAAGCAACUACUCACAAAGAGGUUUUACUUCAAAAGAGUGAGGAAAGGACCAAGGCCUUGGAAAAAGAUGUCAAUGCAUUACAGUGGGAGAUAAACUUCAAUCAGGUCAGCUUUAAGAACCAGGAACAAACCUGGGAGGAAAAGUAUGAAAGGGUAUGUUCAGAGAAUCAAGCCUUGAGUGAAAGCCUUGAGGAAAGAACAAAGGAGACACACACACUUAGGACCGAGAACUCCGCUUUGAACCAGCGAUGCCUGGAGCUGCUGGCCAUGCUGAGUGCCCAGGAGAGGAGUGACUUCCAGGGGACACAGCCGCCCACGAACCAGGCCAGAGAUGGCUCAGUGCUGGAGCUGGCUGUCUAUGGGGCGUGCCAGUGCCCCUCUAGUGAGAGUGAGCCCUGCCAAUGUGCCAAGAGUGCAGCUGCCAGCCGGAAACAGGUCUUACAACUGAAACAGGAGCUGAAGACUCAGAGGAGGAAGAUGGAGGAGGCGUUUGUGAUGGCCGAUGCCUUCAGGAUAGCCUUCGAACAGCAGCUGAGGAGAGGCAGCGAGCACGUUCUCCACCUGGCGGAGACAGACACGUACAAGGCUCUCAAGAAACACAGGGGGAAACACAAACCAGGCUCGGCAAGCUUUGGAGAACGGUUAAAAGGCCUUCUUCCGACUAUGGAGGGGACGAUCUCAAAAGACCCAUAUGAAACACUACAUAUGCUACUCGAUCUGCUAAGCGAUAAGGAAGAGGCCCUGGCCCACCAGAGGAAAGUGAGUUACAUGUUGGCGCGCAACACAGAGGACCUCGAGAAACGUCUGCACACUCAAGAGGAAGGAGGAGGAAACAGCCUCCAAAGGGACUCCAAAACUAGUGACAAUGGCCCAGUGGCAGCAGCAGAGGGUGACAUGGCCGGCGCCGGGGACUCUAAAGGGGACUGUGGAUGCCAACACUCGACUGAGAACCACAGCUCCCUCAGCCCCGAGUUUGAUGACGUCCAAGAGACAAAUCACAAAAGUUGAUGGCAUAUAAAAUGUAUAAACUGUACAAUAGUAAAUUUAGAGGAUGUGCAAUAAAUCAAGGGCAGAAUAGAGUUUUGUACAUUUUUUGUAAAAUUAUCUUUAAUAAUGUUCUCUCUGUUCUCAUAUUAUAAAUAAAAAUAUAUAUUUAAUUUGAAA